GGAGCCAUGUUGAGAGUCAGCUCCUAAAGCCAUCGUUUUUAUAACGUUUACGGUAAAGCUACUCGUAAAAAUAAAAAAGUGUACUCGUAACUAAACUCCGAACGAACGGGGGGUCAAGCCUUCCAAAAACAUGUCUGCGGAUGAUUUUCAGACAAAGUACUCCUCCGUCAUGGAGACUAUGCUCAAGAGCGCAAUCGCCGAGACCACGAAACUUUUCAAAACUAUGGUCGACGAACUGAAGGUCGAAAUAUCCGGCAUGAAGAAGGAGAACGAGGAUCUCAAAUUGAGAUGUAUUCAAUUCGAGAGCGCGAGAAACCCACCGACUGUUCUCACCGGAGGAAGUGAGUCUGGUCACGGGCCCACCAACGGCUCCGAGAAACGUGACCGGGCGGUUCAAUGCGACCUUGUUCCAAUCCGCACCAUAUUGGUGGAGCAAUGUCAAUCACUGAGACACUCGUCAAUGCAAAACCAAGAGCAACAGGGCCGUUCUGAGCCGAUGUCGUACAGUUUGCAGGACCACACCUACGGAGAGGGAACUACUCAAAUGGCCUUCAUACUUGUCAAACAGGAGGACUCUUAUGAUGUUUCUGCUCAGCAUUCUGUCGUGAAGCAAGAGGAAACCGAGGUCCUCGUUUGUGGGCUGGUGUUGAACGAUAAAGCAGGUUCACCGCCUGCUUGUGCAACUGAAAACGAAGGGAUCAUGGGAAUGGAGAGCGGUUUACAAGGAGCCCAGAACCAAUUGUCUGAAUUGGAGCAUUCACAAGUCCUCUCACUCGCUGCAAUAAAAGACAGCGUCGAAGAAGAGUCGGAAUUCAGUCAGAAGGAAGAACUUGUGACACCUGAGAAAACCCCGUUGGUAGUUGCUCAGUGUCAAUCACCCCUCGAAAAAGUGCAACCGUUGGUAGAACCCCAACAAUGUCAAAGAGAAGACAACAAAGUGUCAGCAAGUGAACCGGCUAAUGUUUCUCCGCAACUACAGCCAUCGCCUCCUACUCCACCCGAGAAAGGAGAAACGUGUGAGGCUACCGAAAAAAGAAGAAAUCGGAAGGAAGAACUUGUGACACCUGAGAAAGCCCCAUUGGUAGUUGCUCAGUGUCAAUCACAGGUGGAGCCCCUCGAAAAAGAGCAACCGUUGGUAAAACCGCAACAAUGUCAAAGAGAGGACAACAAAGUGUCAGUUAGCGAACCGGCUAACGUUUCUCCGCAACUACAACUAUCGCCUCCUACUCCACCCAAGAAAGGAGAAACGUGUGAAGCAUUAAAAAGUGGUGAGGCUACCAAAAAAAGAGGAACUCGGAAAGAAGAACUCGUGACACCUGAGAAUACCCCAUUGGUAGUUGCUCAGUGCCAAUCACAGGUGGAGCCCCUUGAAAAAGAGCAACCGUUGGUAAACUCCCAACAAUGUCAAAGACAGGUCAACAAAGUGUCAGUAAGUGAACCGGUUGAUGUUUCUCCGCAUAUACAGCCACCCAGGAAUGAAGAAAUGUGUGAACCAUUAAAAAGUUGUGAGGCUACCAUAAAAAGACCUCGGAAAGAAGAACUCGUGACGCCUGAGAAUACCCCAUUGGUAGUUGCUCAGUGCCAAUCACAGGUGGAGCCCCUUGAAAAAGAGCAACCGUUGGUAAAACCCCAACAAUGGCAAAGACAGGACAACAAAGUGUCAGUUAGUGAACCGGCUGAUGUUUCACUGCAACUACAGCCAUCGCCUCCUACUCUACCUAAGAAAGGAGAAACGUGUGAAGCGUUAAGUGGUGAGGCUCCCAAGAAAAGAAGAACUCGGAAGGAAAAACUUGUGACACCUGAGAAUACCCAAUUGGUAGUUGCUCAAAGUCAAUCACAGGUGGAGCCCCUCGAAAAAGUGCAACCAAUGGUAAAACCCCAACAAUGUCAAAGAGGGGACAACAAAGUGUCAGUUAGUGAACCGGCUAAUGUUUCACCACAACUACAGCCAUCGCCUCCUACUCCACCCAAGAAAGUAGAAACGUGUGAAGCGUUAAGUGGUGAGGCUCCCAAAAAAAGAAGAGGACGGCCACCAAAAAAAACCAAACGUCUGCAACCUCCUGGGAAAGGAAUCGUUUCUCCCGCUGUUCCAGAAGCCUCUUUAAGUAAAAUCUGUUCCUCUGAAAUAGAAAAGGCAUCGGAAUCUCAACCACCCCCAACGGAAAUUGAAGACGAUGUGAUUGGGGCUCCAUCUACUCCUUCGCUUGCAAAUGAAACGAUAGACACGGCAACUGUUCAGACCAGAGAACGCCGCACCUCGGUGACUCUGCAGGACGCGUUGCUGUUGGUCGAAGCCAUGAAUCAGUCGAUAAUAAAAGGCAUAUUGACCUCUCCUCAACAAAUUGAGACACCGACUCAAACCCAGUGUUCCCCCGGUGUGGGUACUCUAGCGACGGUGGACGAGGUUCCGGCGGAGAUGGCGCAACCGACGACGGAGAAAGUCACUGGCACUUCUGGGACAUCGGAUGCCGCGUCAACUCCUAAACCUCAGGCCCACAUUAAGAUAAUCAUACCGAAACAUCACCUCACAGUCAAGCCAUCCCUUACUACUACGACGACGGCGCUAACCGAUGCGGUUAAAACGAGCGUGCAGUCGCUGCAGAAGCAACUUUCCCGUCCUCUGAUAACGUUGGUGGCGCCCACCAAACCCGGCAUGGCGGUAUCGCAUAAACUGAUCGCGAUGCCGAGAGUGGAGUCCUCGUUAACGCGCCAGAAAGUAGCGGCGCUGUCGCCUACCCAGCUUCCUACUGUUGUGUCAACAGUUGUUGCUGCGCAGAAAAAUAGACUUCCGGGCGCGCCUCUCGGAAGUACAUCCCUUCCUUCCGUUCCUCAGAAAGCUACACACAUUGUAUCCGGGAACUCAAUUACCGUGGUCUCUUCGCAGUCAAUAACCACCACCACGUCUUCUGACCUGCAGUCAGGGACUCUACCGCAUCCAAAAAUAACUAUUAUAAUUCCAAGACAGAUGCCAGCUUUGGGACCAAGUAAACCUCAAAAGACGAUUGUUCUGACCACCAGGCAAGAGUCCACCGAAUCUGCUGCUGCUGCUCCUGUAGUCUCAUCGCCGCAGUCGAUCACGCCGUCGCGGGAGUUGAGCAUUUCUGUGGACACGCAAACCGUUUUAGAUGAAGUAGCAGCGAUAUCGUCUCAAAAGAGGCAUCAAACAUUGAACCUCGUAGAAUUACCCAAACAAACUGCCUCUGUUUCUGAACUGGUGAAUGCAUCUACUGAAACGUGUUCCGGUUCAAACAUGUCAGUUCGGCCAACAGUGCCUACGUCAAUGUCUCCAAUGGUGGCGCUGACUGCCGUGGUCAGAUUAACCAGGCUCCCAUUCACAGUAUCGCCCAAAGAAGCAGUCUUGGUCUCGAGAUUGCCCUCAGCUAGAUAUCUUGAAAAUCGAUCCGUUUUCAAACCAACCUCUGCGGUCAUAUCGCCACCGCCACCCGAGACGCUGGUUUUGGAACGAGGCUCAACCGACGGCGGUCCAUCUACACCAUCCGGUCCAUCUACGCUGUCGUCACCGGUCGUCGAGAAUUCGACGGUAGCCAUCAGCGAGUCUGAACCACCAGCUGGAGAACCUACUGCUGAUGAGGGGAUGAUGAGCAUCGCAGAUCAAGAUUGUGCAUCACCUCCUGACCCGACGAUGGAAGAGAGGGAAUCAUCUGGCCUCAUACAGCUAACGCACAUCACCACCAAGGACACGGCUCAUCCUCAUUUGCAGAUGACCAAAGCCCAGUUCCUGGCGCAGCUGGCAGUGACUCCUGUACCGCAAGACCCCAAAAAGGUCUCAUCUGACAACUCAGAGUUAAAUGCCACAACUGCAGAGACCAGCACUAGUGAAAAGAAAAGGUUACAGAAAAAAUCUCUCGUGGCCCAACUCCGAAGUCAUCUCAAAACUCGCCUUCAAGCUAGAAGAACAAAAACCAAUUCAGACUCGUGCACAGCAGCAGAGACCCCCACUGUAAACCCUCAAAUAAGUCCACCUGAGAAUGAAAGUGCUAAAAAUAUAGAGGCGCCUGUGUCUCUAUGUGAGACAGUAGAACCGAUUCCCAUCAGCCCAAAAGAUCCAGGAGAUGUUACUUCUCCAACGAAGACCGCUAAAUCCCCCACUGCUGUUAGUCCUAGGAGGUCCGGACUACGUGGAGCAGAUGCUAGACCGAAGAAGACGAGCAAGGAACCGUCUUUGAUCAGUUCUAGGAGGUUGAAGGCUACUAGAAAAUCUGCUCCUGUGACUCCCAUGAGAUCUAGUUCCGGUGCACAUGUGGUAGCCUCUAAAACAAAGAAAUCCACUUCCGUGAUUCCUACAGUAAAGGCAAAACGUGGUCGACCUAAAAAGACCACAUCCACUUCUGUGAGUCCGAGUAGGUCGAACUCGAUUAAAGAAAGCGCAAGCCUGAAAAGGCCCGAAUCCUCUUCUGUGAGUCCUCGGAGGUCUAGCUCGAUUAAAGAAAGAGCAAGCCUGAAAAGGCCCGAAUCCUCUUCUGUGAGUCCUCGGAGGUCUAGCUCGAUUAAAGAAAGAGCAAGCCUGAAAAGGCCCGAAUCCUCUUCUGUGAGUCCUCGGAGGUCUAGCUCGAUUAAAGAAAGAGCAAGCCUGAAAAGGCCCGAAUCCUCUUCUGUGAGUCCUCGGAGGUCUAGCUCGAUUAAAGAAAGAGCAAGCCUGAAAAGGACCAAAUCCUCUUUGAGUCCUCGGAGGUCUAGCUCGAUUAAAGGAGCAAGCCUGAAAAGGACCAAAUCCUCUUCUGUGAGUCCUAGGAGGUCUAGCUCGAAUAAAGAAAGCACUACCCCUAAAAAGACAAAAUCCACUUCUGGGAGUCCCAGGAGGUCUAGCGCGAAAAAUGCCAGAACUAUUUCUGUGCGUCCCAGGUGGAUUAGUUCAACUAAAGAUGGUGCUAGCCCUAAAAGUGCUAAAGCCACUUCGUUGAGCCCUCAGAGAACCAGUUUGAGUACAGAUGGCGUUAUUCCUAAAAAAGCUAAACCUAUUGUUGGUCAAGAGACGCCAAAAUUAAGUAAAAAGGGUACCAGCCCCAAAGGGUCUCUUGAUAAAUCGAUGUUCUGCCGUCGGAGAUGUACCCUACCUAAAGAUGGUUCUAGCAGUAAACAGAAUAACAGAGAAGCCAAUGCCCUCGCAGCCAGGGCUCCUACUCAAGACUCUUCCAGUGAAACGAGUUCCCCAAAUGUUAGCUGGCCUGAAUUGGCUCAAAAUGGCGUCGGCCCUAAAAAGACGAGGGAGUCCACUCCCGCUAAGAAACCCAGAUUAGGUCAAGAUGCCACUGGUCCCAAACGGACGUUGGUGGGGGGGGAUGCCAAGAGGUUGACUAAAGCGGCAAAAGCCCAAAUGUUAGCUAAACUGCAAAACGGCGCAACAGCGAGCCAGUUGGCAGAAAGCCGCGAGGCGAUGAGGAAAUGUGCGGCUAGAGCCGUGUGGAUUCCUCCCAGACUGCCUGCCAGGAAGCCGCCGCCUCCCGCAGCGCGGCAGAGAGAGACGGCGUCGCCGUUUGUAGCCGAUCACACGUUGGUGUUCCCCGCCAGCGUCUCUCUCCUUCCCAUCCCCGUCAAAGGCCCGACGGUCAUAUCGCCGCUGCAGCCUCUCUCGGUCAUCGGCCGGCGGCUGCUGAAGAACCAGUGCGGCGAGUGCGGCCGCGUCCUCAGCAGCCUGGCGGCGCUGGAAAGCCACGUCAGCCUCCACACGGGCCGGCGACCGUUCUCCUGCACGCUCUGCGGGAAGAGGUUCCCGGACUCCAAGGGCCUCAAGCGGCACGGCCGGGUGCACCGCAACGGCCGCAUCCACAUCUGCGAGCAGUGCGGCAAGGGCUUCGUCUACCGCUUCGGCCUCACCAAGCACCUCCAGAUGGUGCACCGGAAGCUCAAGCCGUUCAUCUGCCAGAUUUGCCACGGCGCGUACUUCACGAGGCGAGACAUGGAGGCCCACAUCCGGAUGCACACCGGGGAGAAACCGUUCCACUGCAACCUGUGCGAAAAGAAAUUUGCGCGCCGGGUGGAACUGAACGUGCACCUGCGGUGGCACAACGGGGAGAAGCGGCACUGGUGCCCGUUCUGCGGGAAAGGAUUUUUAGACUUCAAUAACCUGAAACGGCACAAGUACAUCCACACGGGGGAGAAACCACAUGCCUGCUCCCACUGCCCCAAGAGCUUCACGCAGUCGGGCCACCUGAAGAAGCAUGUAAAAACUGUUCAUAAAAUACUGUGAAAAUACUAAGUUCUACUCCAUGUAUUUGGGAAGUAAUCUAUAUAUAUACAUAUAUAUAGUCUUGUAAUGUGAGAAUACUCACUGACAAGGUUUUUUUUGGUUUAAUUUUUAGGAUUUAAUGCUUUUUCAAAUGGAGAAUAUAUUUUUUCUCGUGUCCACUUGAGGUUUUAUUAAUUUUUUUUUUAUUUUUAUGACGGACAUGCAACGUUUUUAGGUAAAGCGUUUUUUUGAUUGAGAAGAAUAGUGUCGACACUAUAACAAGGAGGCUGGAUGCAGCACCUCCCCCCCAGCGUUGUUUAAAUUGUAAAUAGGCACACAGAUGCAACAGAAUGAUUCAAAUCAUGUCAACUAAUAAUUUUUAGUUGGAUUUUUGAACAAGGGAUAUCCCCAGGACUUUGUUACGUAAUUGAAAAUGCAAAUGUUAAUCUGACGCUACCUCAAGUAGCCUUUAUGGUGUUCUUCAAACAUCUGUUUUGGAAAUGUGUUAUAGUGAAAUUUUUCCCAGUGGAUAUGUUAAAAUGAUAUCUAGCUGUUGUGAUAUCACUUGAGAUUGUUUAAUAUUCAUUGCUGUAUGUAUUCCUGCAACCGAACUUUAAAUGAUAGCAAAUAUCAAUCAUCCAAAAAGUUUCUAUUGACUCCCGUUUCACCAUUUUCACAUUAAUGGGACAUUGUGAGAGCUGGAAAAUAAAAAUCAAUGCAUAUAAAAGUAUUGACGUUCUUUUUUAUUUUGCAGGGCGGGGAUGCAUUAUAUUGCAAGAAAAGAAAUGUCGCAAAUGUAACUUUUGUUGCAUUCUGCUUAAAACCCCAGAAAGCCAACGAAUGUAACCCCACAGUCCUACAGCUCACGACUAACGCAACAUUUUCACUUCAAUUCAUACCGUUUCAGUCUCGGCUGCAGUUGGUCCGUUCACUUCUUUACUUUCAUUUUAGCGGAGCGACCCUCUUUGCUUAAAUUCCGCUUUUUUGUUCCUAAAUUGUCUUGCAUGUGUGACAUUCUGCUGUAUUACAAGAGAUCUACCAGAGCAAUGAGUGUAGAUCCAUUUCCAUCUUGUCUUAAAGUUCUUACGACAACACAAUUGUUAGACAUCAACCCCAUUCCUCUGGAAUUCUAAACGUGUAACGAAUUUAAAUAUUUCAUUGCUUUUCGAAGAUGUAUCGAGAUGUGUAUUUUCUUGGUCCAGUGAUUUGAGAAAACGGAGAAUAAACUGAGGUUUCAAACUAA
Pseudoliparis swirei is the source of this 7430-nucleotide messenger RNA. RefSeq names its product mucin-2. The transcript has 5 exons. The record is from RefSeq and is a predicted model, not a curated record. Bases 131 to 6208 code for a protein of 2025 amino acids. NCBI's taxonomy places the organism in Eukaryota, Metazoa, Chordata, Actinopteri, Perciformes, Liparidae.